AUGGAUUUCUCACGGGAGUUGGCGGACCAGCCAUCGCCAUGGCCCUUGUCCGGCAAUGGGAACGGACCACUGCUUUACAAUGCGACAGCAGCGAUCGAACAAAGUGAAGAUUUCCAGGCUUUUUCGCUCACUGGCAUUGACGAAGUCACCCCGCCGCCUUUAAGAUCGACGCCUGGCAGUCAUAACACUGAUACGGGACCACAGCAGGCGCUUCCUGAUGCACCAAAUCACGACUCCCAGGCAAUUGACCAAAGCAGCCCCUUGCUUGCCUUCCGUAGAGAUGAUCAUAGGACACUGGAUACUUACAAUAGCUUGGGUCAACCGAGAAAUCUCACCAUCGCGGCGCAUUUGUCAGGAAAUUUCUCCGUUUCACGGAACGCACACGGUGAAACCCAGAACUUGGUUUGCUAUCGCAGAAAUCUUUUUCACGUUGAUGGGAGCAUUUUAGUCCCUGGUGACGUCGACCUCAUAUCAGCUGGUGCCGGCCAAUCCCAGAUAAAUAAAAUGUAUGCGGAGUUGGUAGCCUUUUCCAGCCCGAACAGAGAACAAGUCAAAAUCGUCGCGCUGCCUCGCACACCGCGAGCAGCUACGAAUUUGGAGUUACAGAGCCCACUGCCAAAACAGCUGGAUUUCCGACACGCUGCGAGGCCGUCGAACCUUCACACAUUUAGGCUUGAUUGGCCGAGGCUUCAGUUCCGCACCGCAACGAGCAAAGCUGGUGGAAUGAAACACCGCAGGAAACAAAAUUUCUUCCAUAUCAGUAUCAAGGUAAAAGCCUUGACGGAAAGUGGAACGGUUGUUACUCUUUGCGAAGCAAGCACACCUCCGAUAGUAGUACGAGGAAGAUCGCCCAAGAAUUUUCGGACUUCCCCGGAAAUCCCGUCGACUACUCGGGGGCCAACAGAACGGAAUGAGCUCCCUACCAGACCGGAGGCCACAAUCCCUCAUUUUGCGAGUCCGGAACUCUCAUUAGUUUUGCCAGAUCAUGUACAAGUGUCAGGCGACACAAUGUAUACUGAACACCAGAUCCCAGGAAUACAUCCAGAUGUAGGGUUCAUGGAGCAUCAUUCAUACGUUCCUGACAAUGCAGAACCAGAAGCGCUGCCGCCGAAUAUAUCUACCAAUAUGGUUGAUGGAGCAAAAUCUUCCACAUUACUUUUUGAUAAGACAGCUCAGGCUUAUAGCAGCAGUUUCCCUUCUACCUCCGCCGACUGUGCUAGCUUUGAGGACCACGAACGUGCCACACAGAAGAAUCCAUUCUAUCGGUAUAUACCAUUGGCCGCAGAUGACCGAACCCCAGCCGUGCAAGCUGUCUAUCAACCUCAUUACGUGCAUCACAAGAUUUCCACACCUACAGAGCCCUUAAGUUUUAAUAAGCGUUACUUCGGUGAACCACUCAAUGCCAAAUCUUCAUAG
Messenger RNA from Talaromyces atroroseus, 1416 nucleotides. RefSeq lists its product as hypothetical. The record is from RefSeq and is a predicted model, not a curated record. Gene Ontology annotation, biological process: positive regulation of transcription by RNA polymerase II; meiotic cell cycle. Gene Ontology annotation, molecular function: DNA binding; DNA-binding transcription factor activity. Bases 1 to 1416 code for a protein of 471 amino acids. NCBI's taxonomy places the organism in Eukaryota, Fungi, Ascomycota, Eurotiomycetes, Eurotiales, Trichocomaceae. The transcript is spliced from 3 exons. Gene Ontology annotation, cellular component: nuclear chromosome.